Molecule: messenger RNA, 1492 nt
Organism: Balaenoptera musculus (blue whale)
Lineage: Eukaryota; Metazoa; Chordata; Mammalia; Artiodactyla; Balaenopteridae
Gene: CHAC2
Product: ChaC glutathione specific gamma-glutamylcyclotransferase 2
Exons: 2
Coding region: 93-623 (176 amino acids)
Biological process (GO): glutathione catabolic process
Cellular component (GO): cytoplasm
Molecular function (GO): glutathione specific gamma-glutamylcyclotransferase activity; gamma-glutamylcyclotransferase activity
Source: RefSeq, a predicted model, not a curated record
UCCCUGCCUGCAGCUCAGAGACCACGCCAAGGAGACAGCCGCCACCGCUACCGCUGCUGCCGCCGCCACCAAGGAGGAAGAGCAAGGGAAGGAUGUGGGUUUUUGGUUACGGGUCCCUCAUCUGGAAGGUGGACUUCCCCUAUCAGGACAAGGUGGUUGGAUAUAUCUCAGGCUACAGCAGGCGCUUCUGGCAGGGCAGCAUCGACCACCGCGGGGUUCCUGGCAAGGGUUGUGUAUGGGGUGUUGCUUACAGACUGCCAGUAGGAAAGGAAGAAGAAGUAAAAGCAUACCUUGACUUCAGAGAGAAAGGAGGCUACAGGACCACAACAGUCAUUUUUUAUCCAAAAGAUUCCACAACAGAACCAUUCACUGUGUUGCUAUAUAUUGGAACAUGUGAUAAUCCUAAUUAUCUUGGUCCUGCACCUCUGGAAGACAUUGCUGAACAAAUUUUUAAUGCAGCUGGUCCAAGUGGAAAAAAUACAGAAUAUCUUUUUGAACUUGCAAAUUCUGUUAGAAGCCUUGUGCCAGAAGAUGCAGAUGAGCAUCUUUUCUCUUUGGAAAAAUUAGUAAAGGAACGUUUAGAAGGAAAACAGAACUUCAAUUGCUUAAAAAGACCUAACUGACUUUUCCAAACAAGCAGAGCUUUUAGUCUUCAGAGAACAGCACAAUGGCAUCAUGAUUUGUAAAUGUGUUUACUUGAAAAUCUUAGUUGUGUUUAAUGUUGUAGUCAAGAUAUCAUCUAAAUUUAUAGUUUAAUUGCAAGUGGCCUGAAACACAUACAUAUUCAAGAUAUUGGGGUAUAGUUAAAGAAAAAAUUUGUUUCAAUAAUAUAAUAAUUUUCCAGCUAUGUGAUAUUAAAUACUUGCUCAUGAGAAGUGAGUUCUUUAGAAAAAUACAAUGAAGGACUCAGUUCAGAACUUGUUUUUAUCUGAAUAAAUAUAAUUCUGUUAUUUCAUAUCACAGUACUAUUUUGAAGUUGUAGAGAAUUAAACCAAAAGACCAGUAAAUAUAAGGUUAUACCUUCAAUAUAUUCCCAUACAUCAACUCUGUAAUCAUGGUUUAAAAUAAAUAAGCUUAAAAUAACAUGUAAUUUAAAACGUUUGGUAAUAUAGACAAGAUUUGGGCCUUGAAUGUGAAUCUCCUUAUUUAGGUAUUAAAUGAAAUCCUUUCCAAUUUAAGCCAAAAAAUUGCAUUUUAAUAUAAAAAUUUCCUUGGAAUUAUAAUGUACUAUACCUCUCCAUUUUUGAAUAAAUGUAUUUUACUACAUGGAAAAAACCCUUUCAGCUAGAAAAGCACAAAUUAUACAAAUCAUGUCUACUAACAAUGUAGUCUAGUCUGUCACUCACUUUGUAUUAAUCUUAUACUGAAACUUAAAAAAAACAAAGAUGGGCUAUCUGAUAUUACAAAUUAACAGAAACAUAUAAUGAAAGUUUGCUGUUUGAAAUGGUGUUUAGAAUUGUAAUUUUUUAAAGUAAGAAGUGGCAUUACCUGA